This is a messenger RNA of Tachyglossus aculeatus (Australian echidna), 1765 nucleotides long. It is a transcript of the gene RARS2, whose product is annotated as arginyl-tRNA synthetase 2, mitochondrial. The record is from RefSeq and is a predicted model, not a curated record. Gene Ontology annotation, molecular function: arginine-tRNA ligase activity; ATP binding. Gene Ontology annotation, biological process: mitochondrial translation; arginyl-tRNA aminoacylation. Bases 6 to 1745 code for a protein of 579 amino acids. The transcript has 20 exons. NCBI's taxonomy places the organism in Eukaryota, Metazoa, Chordata, Mammalia, Monotremata, Tachyglossidae. Gene Ontology annotation, cellular component: cytoplasm; mitochondrion.
GCAGCAUGGCGGGCGGCCUGCGCCGCUCCAUCGCCCGUCAGCUUUCCCGAGUUUUGGAUCUUCCUCCAGAAAACUUGAUAAAGUCAAUAUCUGCGAUUCCUAUCUCCAGAAAACAAGAAGUUGCUGACUUCCAACUUUCUGUACGUUCUGUGCUGGAGAACAGCUCCAGGGAUAAAUCAGGAACGGAUAUUCAAGAACAAGCCCAGAGCCUAGCGAAAAAGCUAAAAUGUGAUACAGUGGUGAGUGAAAUCAGCACUGGGCCAGGAACAGUAAAUUUCAAAAUAAACCGAGAACUGUUAACAAAGACAGUGUUGCAGCAAGUGUUUGAAGAUGACUCAAAAUACGGAUUAAAAAGUGAACUGUUCUCAGAGCUUCCCCCCAAGAAGGUAGUGGUUGAAUUCAGUUCACCCAAUGUUGCCAAAAAAUUUCAUGCUGGACACUUGCGCUCCACAAUCAUAGGGAAUUUUAUCGCAAAUCUCAAUGAAGCACUAGGACAUCGAGUAACCAGAAUAAACUACCUCGGCGACUGGGGCAUGCAAUUUGGUCUUUUGGGAACUGGUUUCCAACUGUUCGGCUGUGAAGAAAAGCUCCAGUCCAAUCCCUUACAGCACCUCUAUGAUGUUUACGUUCAAGUUAAUAAAGAAGCAGCAGAUGAUGAAAACGUGGAGAAGUCGGCGCGCGAGUUCUUCAGACGCUUGGAAACGGGUGAUCAGGAGGCCGUUUCAUUGUGGAAAAAAUUUCGGGACCUGAGCAUCGCAGACUACUUUCGGAUUUACAAGCGUCUAGGGGUACAUUUUGAUGACUAUUCAGGAGAAUCGUUUUAUCAAGAGAAAUCUCAGGAGGUCUUAAAGCUCUUAGACGGUAAAGGACUCCUUCAGAAAACAACGCAAGGAGCAGCAGUGGUGGAUCUUUCUGAAACAGGAGACUCCUCCCUAAUUUGCGCUCUCAUGCGAAACGACGGGACUUCACUUUAUGCCACCAGAGAUCUUGCCGCUGCUAUUGAUCGAAUGGACAGAUACCAUUUUGAUUCAAUGAUUUAUGUGACUGAUAAAAGCCAAAGACGACAUUUUCAGCAAGUGUUCCAGAUUCUGAGGCUCAUGGGAUACGAAUGGGCAGAAAGGUGUCAGCAUGUUCCGUUUGGAAUAGUGCAGGGGAUGAAGACACGGAGAGGAGAUGUUACUUUUUUGGAAGAUGUUUUAAAUGAGGCUUGCUCGAGGAUGCUGGAUAAUAUGGCUUCUAGUAAAACUACCAAAGGUCUGGAAAACCCCCAGGAGACUGCAGAGCGAGUCGGGCUAGCAGCGCUGAUUGUUCACGACCUCAAGGGUUUGCUCUUGUCUGAUUAUCAGUUCAGCUGGGAUCGGGUUCUCCAGAGCCGAGGUGACACCGGUGUCUUUCUGCAGUACACGCAUGCCCGACUGCACAGUUUAGAGGAGACGUUUGGAUGUGAUCGGCCGAGUGGCUUCAACACAUCAUGCUUACAAGAGCCGCAGUCUGUUUCAAUCCUCCAGCACCUCCUCAGGUACGACGAGGUGCUGUACAGAUCUUCUCAGGACCUCCAGCCCAAGCACAUCGUCAGCUACCUUCUCAUACUGAGUCAUCUGGCAGCUGUGGCUCAUAGAACAUUGCCUAUCAGAAACAGUCCCACCGAAGUAGCAGAGGCCAGACUCCAUCUUUUCAAGGCUGUCCGCUCUGUUCUGGCCAGUGGAAUGAAACUUCUGGGCAUCACACCUGUAACUAAGAUGUAAUUUUAAAAGACUGACAUUUA